Molecule: messenger RNA, 477 nt
Organism: Staurois parvus
Lineage: Eukaryota; Metazoa; Chordata; Amphibia; Anura; Ranidae
Source: the annotation of a GenBank genome assembly
AUGGGCCCCUGUACCGCCUCCCCAUGCUGCUGCCAGGCCCGUAAUCUGCCAUGGGCCCCCCCGUACCAACUCCUCAUGCUGCUGCCAGGCCCGUAAUCUGUCAUGGGCCCCUGUACCGCCUCCUCAUGCUGCUGCCAGGUCCAGAGUGUGUCAUGGGUCCCUGUACGGCCUCCCAUUGCUGCUGUCUCCAUCGCCACACUCUGCCAUGUGCCACUUUCAGGUCUCCUCACACUGCUGGUGGUUUCCAUUUUUGUCAUAGGGUGCUGUAUGGCCUCCCAUUGCUGCUGCCUCCACCGCCACACUGUGGCUCCACACUCUGGUUUUGGCCCCGUGACUGCCCAAAUGAGUGAAAUGUGCAGUGAUUCUAAGAUCGACGGCACUCAUCUGCAUGUCAUACUGACUGUCAGUAUUAUUUCUCUUCCCCAGCAGACUCCAAGGGCAUUUAAAUUAAAGGUACAGUGUUCUGCACUAAUAUAA